GUGUGCGAUCCUGCUUUAAUCCACACUUUGUUUACAUUCAUUUAUUACAAGUUUUUGAAAAUGUGAAGUUUUUUGGUUUUGGGUUAAAAAUGAAGGCGUGGAGUCGUGUAUAGAGCAUAAGCAUGGAGGUGCCAGUGAGGGUGGUGGCGCGGGUGAGACCUCACACAGUGCAAGAGCACAACCGAGGCAGCUGUGUUGAGGUCGCUCCGGCGUCCUCUCAGGUCAUAUUGGGGUAUGACCACUUCUGUGAUUUUGAUGCAGUUUUUGGCCCAGAUGUUAGUCAGAAGGAGCUCUACUCUGCAUCUUUGGCAGACUUGGUAGUGAACUUUUUUCAGGGGUAUAAUGUGACUGUCCUUAGUUAUGGCCAGCGUGGCUCUGGCAAGACCUACACCAUCACUGGGCCAGAUUUCUUAUGGGCCAUGAAUGAAGAGGAGUUUGGAUUAUUGCCACAAGCUGUGCGUCAUGUCUUCAGUCUCAUGAGGGAAUGUCGUGGGCGAGAAUAUCGGGUACACGUUAGUUAUAUGGUCGUACAGAGGGAUGCAGUAUAUGACUUGCUCUCUACCUCAAACACCCACAUGCAGCUCAAUGUCCUUGAAGAUAAUAUGGGUAAUGUAGUGAUCCCUGGCCUAAAUGUCGUUGACUGUAGUAAUAUAACUGAAGUCAUAAACUGCCUAGAAGCUGGCCUUGUACACCGCCACACUACAGCUAUCCAGAGCCACGAUCCCUCAAGCUCACAUGCAAUCUUCUCUCUUAUUUUGGAACAUCAGUGGAAUGAUCCAGAUGGAAAACUGAACUACCUAUAUUCUCGCAUGAAUUUUGUCGACUUGGGAGGCUCUGAACGGCUGAUGCAGUUUGGAUAUGGUGGUUUUAGUCUUCCCAGUCAAGAGUCAUUUUUUCCUAAUUCUGAUCUGAAAGCUCUAAGCAAUGUCAUCCAUUGCUUAGCAGACCAAUCUUAUGUGGGUCCAGUUCCUUACAAGGAGUCAAGACUUACUCAUAUAUUAAAGGAUGCUUUUGGGGGCAACAGCUUAAGUUUGAUGGUGUGUUGUGUGUCUCCAUCACCUGAAGAUUUUGAUGCCACUUUCAAUACCCUCAAAUAUGGAGGUUUGGCACGUUAUAUCCUUAAUUGUCCUGCAGUCAACAUGGCCAUUCAAAACAGUGCUCGGGAUUCUACCACCACAACAACCCCAUGUUCUGCCCAAACAAACUUAAGGCAUCAGUCAGGCAGUCGGCAGUCUACACUGACAGGUAUGCAGAGUAGUGUGCAGCAGUCGCUGGGGACGGUCCAACAGUCAACAGUGACAAACGACACUUCUCUUGUAGCCUUAGACGAUACAGGGUCACUUGAUACUGAGGACCUCUUCAAGUUUCAGUUUGCUGCGUCUCAAUGGCAACUUCUUGUUUCAAGUGCUGAGGAUCUUCUGUCUGAAAUUCUUCAGAGUCCUCAGGUGUCUCCCUCUGAGAAGACCCGCAUAGAGUCUUGGUUGUGCAUGAAGGCCGAAGCUGAAGAGUGCAUUGGGACAGACCUUGGACCACUACGCCUCAACACAGCUGCUAACAGAGUCUUAGAAGUUAUAGAGGAACUGAGUGAGCCAGAAGUGAAUGGGACUUCUACAUCAAUAUCUGGUAUGUCUCACUCUGAGAGUGAUUCAUCAUCAGUAUCAUCACUUGGGGAGGAGUUUUAUGAUCACUUGGUAGUUUUGAAGGGAAAGUUUCAAACACUUACUGAACAACUGGUGGAAUGUGUUCAAGAAAGUCAUGAUGUACAUUCCCAAGUUGGAGAGAAUGCCAAGAGAAAACAGUCAAAGUCGGCAACGAGAGGGGAUGAAAUUGAAUCAAAGAAUACGUCGCAAAAAUCCUCGAGAUUUUCUGAUAAAACUUCCAAUGCGCUCAGGUUAUGUAAAGGGCUUCAAAGUGCACCAUGGAAAACAAAGCACAAUGUUAGUAGUUCACAUGGAAAAAGUGUGUCUGUCUGUUCUUCUGCAUCAACACCUCGUCUUAAGGAGUUGGGCUCGUCUGUGAUAAUAGAAGUUAAGCCAUCUGUGUAUUCUGAAGAUCAUGAUGCUAGCAUAUCAGACGAAUCAGAUAUUUCUGCCAAAGAAGUGGAGAACGAUGACCAGAAUCCCAGAAAUAAGUCUUCUCCACCGCUUACUUCUAAUUUAUCCCAGUUAGAUGAAUCUCCAGUGAAGUCUAAACCUGAUAAGGAUACAGAGGAUGAAGCGAGUUGUGCAUCUGUAGUGGAAGAAGUGAAGAGAUUAUCAGCAUCUCAAGAAUCUCGACGAGGCCAAGUGAGAAGAGUUAGUGUAGAGUUAAGAGCAGCUCAGCAACGACUCAAGCAACUCAAUGCCACCAUCAGAUUGAAGGAGGCUUUCAUCCGUGAAUUAGUGCGUAGUGGUGGGGAGGCUGAAGUCACAAAAAGAAAAUGUGAGUCUAAGAUUGGACAGCUGGAAAAGGAAGUUCACCGAGCUCGCCAGUUAUAUCAAGAUGCACAGAAUCAGCUCAAGGAGCUUCGAGAGGGAGACUCCCCAGACAAAGGUCAGUUUCGCAGCCGCGUCGAUUCACUUAAAAAGCAGAUAGCGCAUUAUCAGAAAAAGCUGGCAACCUUGGAAAAAGUGGCAGACAUAUCUCAACAGGGAGAUACCAAGGUGGCAGAAUUGGAGAGUAGUGUUAGGGAAAUGCGACGGCAGCAGGAGGAACUUCAGACAUGUCUUAGAGAAGAGACACAACGAAAGGAAGAAUUAGAGCAGCAGAUUAUCAUAGACCAACGGCGUAUUAGGGAUUUUCAGAUUCAUAUGAAGCAGGGAGAAGAUGACUCUGAAAGUGAGCGUGGCUGGCUGGCACAAGAAGAAGAUAGAAUUUUACGUUUAAGAGAAGCAACUCAACAACUACAGAAUGAAGUAGAACGCAGGGAAGAAGCUGUUAAACAGAGAGAACGUAUGCAGAAAGAAAAGCUACGUCUGCAGUCUUCAAGGCCAAGUCGCCAAGAUAACCUUAUGGAAAGGCUAAUGAAUUUGUGCCCAGAGGAAACUCGAUCCCUUCUAGUCAAGUAUUUCAAUAAGGUGAUAGAUCUUCGCAUUGAAUUUCGGAAGCAAGAAAUUUCAUUUUCAGAUCUGGAGAACCAAUAUGAGGAGAAGUUACGAUAUAUAAGCGACCUGAAGGCAGCCUAUCAACAGGCUAGUUUGGAGAUGGAGAGACGUAUCACUUCACAGCAGCGCGAUUACCAACAAAAAAUAUCCACAUUGUUACGGCAAUUCAAUGACGAUUCUUCAGGAUCUGGUGCUCACGAGUUCCAUUUGCGCGAGAUGGAAAAGCAACUCUUUUAUUAUAAAAAACUGAGCCGAGAUUUAAAGGCCAAGCUUCGGCAGUACAGUGAAGAUUCUCGGAAUGAUAGAUUCAGGGAAAUGCAACCAGGUACGUCAUCACAGCCCAUUGUUACUGCAUCAGGCCAUCCCGAAGCGGGCCCUUCGUCUUCUCGCCGCCACCCACUCGUAUCACAUUACCCUCCACCUCCGAUAUUACCAAGACGAACCCGGAUGCAAGCAGCAGAACAAGCUGCUAAACACCCGGUCCCUCACACUAAAGUUACUCGAGAGAAAAAUAAAAUCAUUAUACAGCAAAAGUCGGAUAGACAAGUAAAGUCUAAAUCUAGUUUAGAAUCCAGAUAAAGCAAAGUCACUUAGUUAUGAACUGACAUAUUAUGACAUAACCAAAGGUGUUUGUUAUAAUUUGAUUUAUGGAAGCGCUUUUAAAUGCAAACCAAAAAAUAGCCAAAGAUAGUUAUUCAGAAGUCAGUUAGCAGCUAUAUAACCCAUAAUGGUCUAGCAUUUUAAUUUUGUAUUUACUUGGGCAUAGCACAUGCAAGGCUGUACAGAACUUUCAAAAAUCAAUUGAUGGAUAAAGUGGAUAUUUAUAAAAGUACAAUAUUAAUAUUGUAUGUUAAAAAAAGAAACCUACAGCUAUGUUCUUGCCUUUGGUGUCAAUUGAAAAUUGUUACACAUUUGCUGAAAAUUUGAAUUACUGAGGCAAUACAUUUUUAUAUUUCAAUAAAUUUCAUUGUUACAUCACAGUAAUGGAAAAAUGUUUGUCCAUUUCAAUAGUUUAGGCAUAUACGCAGCAAAAAAUCAACAGAUAUGUGUACAUAUAUCUUGCCUUUGCCUAGUAAUUGUUUAUGCAAAAUUGUAUCGUGUUUAUAGAUAUAUUGCAAAUUCCAUUAUUGUUACAUAUUGUUCACAUAUCAUUUUGGCAGCCAAUUCCACAGGCACUGACCUAUAUAUUUUCCUUUAAAGACCAAUACCCUUCAUAGAGUAGUUAUUUUUUCUUGCUACGUUACCCUCAAGAAGCGGACGCUCAUGAUAUAAACUUAGUAUGUACAGUUACGUAAUAUGUAAAGUGAUAAGGGCUUGUAAAUGUGUGUGUAGAAUCCAAUCAUGUUUGGACACCUAAUUGAUUGUAUAUGACCUGCUUAUCUAGUGAUCAUAAACAAUAAUAAUUGCCAUGCAAUUUGAACAUUGACCGA
Molecule: messenger RNA, 4513 nt
Organism: Procambarus clarkii (red swamp crayfish)
Lineage: Eukaryota; Metazoa; Arthropoda; Malacostraca; Decapoda; Cambaridae
Source: RefSeq, a predicted model, not a curated record